AAUCGUCUAUCUGUCUGUGGCUAAGGAGGUAAACAAUAUCCCAAAAAGUUGAAUAAGUUUGGAUGUGUUUCUGCUAAAGUUCGGUUCCUUGGUCCACGAAAUCCUGCAAUGACGUCCGCCGAGCAAGUGCUGGCCGCCAAGCAGGCCCUAAUGGUGGCGCUGGGUGAAAAGUGGCCCCUCUACCUGGCCAACAUGAAGCUGUGGUUCCGGAAGAAAUCCACCCGCGAAGAGUUCGACCUCGAGUCCCGGAAGCUGUUCAGCUCGGACCAGAUUCACCUGCACAACAAGUUUCUGCUGGCGAUUUUGAACAAAAUCGACGCCGUGUCCCCGCCGCAGUCUACGGCGCCGGGUGCGGACCGGAGUGCAUCUGCUGGCGCUGGUGGGGGAAGUUCCAAGAAGCGCAAGCGUUCGUCCAAGUCGUCUUCAGAGCGGGUCACGUUCGAACCGGCCGCGGUCGCCGAGUUUAUUCCGGAGCUGGCCGAUUUCGAGCAGUCGGUUGCGGCGCAGAGUGCCACGAUUCCGACGAUUCGGUACGCGGCGCAGGAACUGUUCCUGCCGGAUAAUGGGUUGGUGCUGGGCCGGUUGCUGGUGGGAGCUUGGGAGAACGGGUUGGCGAAUGUGGAGGAGAACGCGGUGGAGCUGAUUGUGCACGCGGUUCAGGUCCUGCUGAAGAACAUUUUGCAGUCGGUCAUCACCAAGCGAAAGCAUUUCCGGACGACGGCCAACGGCACGUUUUCGUACGACGUUGGUCACCAGUUGGCGCACCCGUUUGUUCGUAACACCGUGACCAAAACGAAGAUUGACGACGAACCGAUCGAGCUGGACAAGGAGAUAACGACGGUGUGCUACCUUAAGCCGGCCCCCGGAGAGUCCUCGUUUCUGGCGUCUUGCGGCGAACCGUACCCGAAUCAGUCCAAGAAGAUCACGACGUACGACGUGUACAAAACGCUGCUCAACCGGAGCGUCAUCCCGUCACACUCGGUUUACUCGAUGAACAUGGAGCGGAUAUCGAGUCUGCUGUCUUGAGGAACGUUGUUGGGCGAUAAGGUAAAGUAAGGCUCUUGGUUAAUAUUAAUUUUGAUGAUUGGUAAGACAUGUA
Molecule: messenger RNA, 1099 nt
Organism: Culex pipiens pallens (northern house mosquito)
Lineage: Eukaryota; Metazoa; Arthropoda; Insecta; Diptera; Culicidae
Product: transcriptional adapter 1-like
Exons: 1
Coding region: 109-1026 (305 amino acids)
Biological process (GO): regulation of transcription by RNA polymerase II
Cellular component (GO): SAGA complex
Molecular function (GO): transcription coactivator activity
Source: RefSeq, a predicted model, not a curated record